Telopea speciosissima is the source of this 1130-nucleotide messenger RNA. RefSeq names its product exosome complex component RRP4 homolog. Gene Ontology annotation, biological process: CUT catabolic process; exonucleolytic trimming to generate mature 3'-end of 5.8S rRNA from tricistronic rRNA transcript (SSU-rRNA, 5.8S rRNA, LSU-rRNA); poly(A)-dependent snoRNA 3'-end processing. Gene Ontology annotation, cellular component: cytoplasmic exosome (RNase complex); nuclear exosome (RNase complex). The record is from RefSeq and is a predicted model, not a curated record. Gene Ontology annotation, molecular function: RNA binding. The transcript has 7 exons. Lineage: Eukaryota; Viridiplantae; Streptophyta; Magnoliopsida; Proteales; Proteaceae. The coding region runs from base 62 to 1057 and encodes 331 amino acids.
ACGUUCUUAGUUUCCCUCUCUUGAGCAGUUCAAUUUGUGAUCUUCAUACAGACGCAGAGAGAUGAGCGCGUUGAGAGAUUUACAGCUUCCGCUAAAUCAAACGCAGAAAAUUAGGUUACGGAGAGCUCUGCAGCAGCUUCAGGAAUUAGCUUCCAAAUCCAUCUCCUCUGCUUCUGUCACAGUCGCCGACACCAUCCCUGUUAACCACGAAGACGGCGUCCUCAAGGGGCAUGGAACUUCUGAGCUUGAUGGCGAAGUGGUUGCGACUCUAUGCGGAGUAGUGGAACGAGUUAACAAGCUCGUCUACGUCCGAGCUUUAAGGGCCAGGUACAAGCCGGAGGUUGGAGAUAUCAUCGUGGGACGUGUCAUUGAAGUUGCUCCGAAGCGUUGGAGACUAGAGAUCAAUUUUAGUCAGGAUGCAGUCUUGAUGCUUUCGUCAAUGAACUUGCCUGAUGGUAUCCAGAGGCGGCGAACUGCUGUUGAUGAGCUCAAUAUGCGCAGCAUUUUUGAAGAGAAUGAUGUCGUAUGUGCUGAAGUUCGUGGUUUCCAGCAUGAUGGCAGUUUACAUCUUCAAGCAAGAAGCCAGAAGUAUGGAAAGCUUGAGAGGGGUCAACUGCUAACAAUCCCUCCUUAUUUAGUGAAGAGACGCAAACAACAUUUCCACCACCUUGAAAAGUAUGCGGUUGAUUUGAUUCUCGGGUGUAAUGGAUUCAUCUGGGUUGGCGAGCAUGUAGAAAGGGAUAAUAUGAUGGAAGAGCCAGAAAAUAAAUCUGAACAACAGAAUAGCAAGUUGGAUAGAAGAUCCAUGAGUAUUGAAGAGCAAGAAAGUACUUACACUCUACUAGAGACAAGGCAGGGCAUAUGUAGGAUAGCAAAUGCAGUUCGGGUUUUGUCCAGUUUGGGAUUCAGUCUUAAUGUUGAAUUGAUCAUGGAGACAGUUGAACAUAGCAUCUUCCAGAACGUUGAUAUCCAUGAGAUGCUCGGAGCGGAGUUCUGUGUUCAAAUUGCAGAGAGAGAAGUUGAACGGCGAAGCUCAUUUACCAAAAAGAAAAGGUGAUUGCUGGUACGUUGUUGUGAAUUCUUGGUUAAAACAAUGCUAUUUUAUUUAUUCAUAAUAAUUUUUUUGUGGU